Messenger RNA from Manihot esculenta (cassava), 2149 nucleotides. Its product is annotated as eukaryotic translation initiation factor 3 subunit D. The record is from RefSeq and is a predicted model, not a curated record. Bases 96 to 1814 code for a protein of 572 amino acids. Lineage: Eukaryota; Viridiplantae; Streptophyta; Magnoliopsida; Malpighiales; Euphorbiaceae. Gene Ontology annotation, biological process: translational initiation. The transcript is spliced from 2 exons. Gene Ontology annotation, molecular function: translation initiation factor activity. Gene Ontology annotation, cellular component: eukaryotic translation initiation factor 3 complex; cytoplasm.
UAAAAAUCUGUUAACCCGCUAGGGUUUUUGUUUGCCGCUUACACAUUAUAUCAGCUAGGGUUUCAGUCAUCUACACCACUCUCUCGUCCUUAACAAUGGUAAGCGGCUUGGAAAUCGGUAACGUUCCUUUCAACCCCGACGGCUGGGGUCCUCCAGAUGCCACAACAGGCGCUGCUGCCACCACUACGCUUCCUCUCAAUGUUCCCUUCGCCCCCUUCUCUCGAUCAGAAAAACUCGGCCGAAUUGCCGACUGGACCCGCACCGCCAACAAUCCCAAUGCAAAUCGCCCCAACUCCAAGACGGCGUCGGAUUCAGUUUUUGACUUCACUGCCGAUGAUUCCUUCCCCGCGGCAACUGCUGCCGGUGAUGAUUCAACAUUCCGUCUCGUAGACGGAAAACCUCCUCCUCGCCCCAAAUUUGGACCUAAGUGGCGCUUCAACCAACACCGACCACAGCUUCCACAGCGACGUGAUGAAGAGGUGGAAGCUCGCAAACGGGAGGCGGAAAAGGAACGGGCCCGCCGCGAUCGGCUCUAUAACCUCAACCGGUCCAACCAAAACCAGCCACGUCGUGAGGCGGCCGCUUUCAAGUCAUCGGUGGACAUCCAACCAGAGUGGAACAUGCUGGAUCAGAUCCCCUUUUCAACCUUUUCAAAGCUAUCAUUCACAGUACCAGAGCCAGAAGAUCUACUUCUCUGCGGCGGUCUCGAGUUUUAUGAUAGAUCGUAUGAUAGAAUCACCCCCAAAAACGAGCGUCGUUUGGAGAGAUUCAAAAACCGAAACUUUUUCAAAGUCACAACUACUGAUGAUCCGGUGAUACGGCGACUUGCGAAUGAAGAUAAAGCUACGGUCUUUGCAACUGAUACGAUCCUCGCAACUUUGAUGUGCGCGCCGAGGUCUGUUUAUUCAUGGGACAUUGUGAUUCAGAGGGUCGGAAACAAGCUCUUUUUUGAUAAGAGGGAUGGUUCCCAGCUUGAUUUACUCUCUGUGCACGAGACCUCCCAGGAACCUUUGCCAGAGGCCAAGGAUGAUAUGAACUCGGCUUAUUCGUUGAGUGUUGAAGCAGCUUAUAUUAAUCAGAACUUUUCACAGCAGGUCUUGAUUAGGGAUGGGAACAAAGUCGCUUUUGAUGAGCCCAACCCUUUUGCAAAUGAAGGAGAGGAAGUUGCCUCUGUGGCCUAUAGGUAUAGGCGCUGGAAGCUGGAUGAUGAUAUGCAUCUUGUUGCCCGGUGUGAGGUGCAGAGUGUUGUGGAGGUUAACAAACAGAGGUCGUUUUUGACACUGAACGCACUUAAUGAGUUUGAUCCAAAAUAUUCAGGAGUUGAUUGGAGGCAGAAGUUGGAGACUCAAAGAGGUGCGGUUUUGGCCACUGAAUUGAAGAACAAUGCCAACAAAUUGGCCAAGUGGACUGCUCAAGCUCUGUUGGCCAGUGCAGAUUUGAUGAAAUUGGGUUAUGUUUCAAGGGUUCAUCCAAGAGACCAUUAUAAUCAUGUGAUAUUGGCGGUAGUUGGGUACAAGCCAAGGGACUUUGCCGCCCAGAUUAAUUUGAAUACGUCCAACAUGUGGGGGAUUGUUAAGAGUAUUGUUGACUUGUGUAUGAAGUUGAAAGAAGGUAAAUAUGUGUUGGUGAAGGACCCAUCCAAACCACAAGUGAGAAUUUAUGAAGUUCCUGCUGAUGCGUUUGAGAAUGAUUAUGUGGAGGAACCUUUGCCUGAGGAGGAGCAGGUUCAGCCCCCUGGUGAGGAUACUGAGAAUGUGGAGGCAAAUGGAGCUGUCAAUGAUGUUGAGGAUAAAAAGAUUGAUGCUCAAGCAUAAAGUGACAGUCUUCAUUUGAUUAUAGUGCAUAGUGGCAGUAGUUUUGGCAAGAAAAAUGAAGCAACUGUGAUGCUGUUUGCAACUGGAGCUUUACCCGCACUUCUUCCUUGUGUCCAGGAGUGCUGCUGAUUCCUUUUCUUUUUCUUUUUUGGAGUCUUUCUAUUUACAUCCUGAUGUUUCACUGUAGUUGGAAAGAUAUUUACAACAUUAGAUGGUUGCUUUUUGAGACUCAGUAGAGAUACAAUAAGUAUUCAUAUGGUUGGAAUUUUGUUGGUAUGCUGGUGGGAUUGUAACUUGAGUUUUUUUGCCUAUUGUAAGCUGCUGUCUUUUGAGUA